GACAGCGGCACAGCUUUCUGUCCCAACUGCCUGCCUGACUGGCUGACUUUGUGUGUGUCUGUCGCACCCCCCUCUCUCUCACUGGCCAUACACACACACACACACACACACACUUUCUCACAUCCACGCUGAGCAGAUCAGUGCAGGCAGGCAGUGCUCAAGCCCGCUAAAUUGUAUUGCUCCCUCCAAGUGGAAGCAAGGACCAAGAGACCGGAGAAAGAAGAGGACACAUAUUGAAACUUUUCAAGAUUUUUUUUUUCCCACAAAACUGUCUGUUUUUUUUUCUCUGGAGGAGGUUGACAUGACAAUGAUCCGUUAUCGCCGAUGGAUUUGGUAGGACACCCGCUCUCCGAGUGUUUUUUAAUGCACUCUGAACAAGAGUAGAAUGAACUUAUCGAAGGGUCCACUGGUGAACAGCAGCACUGACGACAGCUCCAAGUCAACGUACGGUAAAUGCGGCGCUGGCGCCUGGAGGAUGCACCAGAGCUACGAGCCGCUGGAGGCCAACCACAUGAGAGACCCCCAUGCCCUCUACAACCCAAGGCUUCUCUGCAGAAUGUCCAGUAAGGAGCGCCACCUUGAGUCCAACUGUCCGUCCUCGUAUAUAAAGACAGAGCCAUCAAGUCCCGCCUCCCUGACCGACAGUCUAAACCACCACUCUCCCGGGGGCUCCAGCGACGCCUCAGGCUCCUAUUCGUCCACCAUGAACGGCCACCCCAACGGUUUAGACUCCCCGAGUCUCUACGGAUCCAACGCAGGGCCCUUGGGUCCCGCCGGUGGCCCCGGAUCCAAGCGCUACGAGGACUGUUCAUCAACGAUCGGGGAAGAUUCACAGAUAAAGUGCGAGUACAUGUUAAAUUCCAUGCCCAAGAGGCUGUGUCUGGUGUGUGGGGACAUUGCUUCCGGGUACCACUACGGUGUGGCGUCAUGUGAGGCCUGCAAGGCCUUCUUCAAACGCACCAUCCAAGGCAACAUAGAAUACAGCUGUCCAGCCACCAAUGAGUGUGAAAUCACCAAGAGGAGACGCAAGUCCUGCCAGGCCUGCCGCUUCAUGAAGUGUCUGACAGUGGGCAUGCUGAGGGAGGGUAAGGGAAAAGGUGUUCGUCUGGACAGGGUUCGCGGUGGAAGACAGAAGUAUAAACGCCGGAUAGAUGCAGACAACAGUCCGUACCUGAACCCUCAGCUGGCUCUGCCUCCCAAGAAGCCAUUUGCCUUUGGCUGCCUUGCAGAUAACAAAAUCGUAUCUCACCUGCUGGUGGCCGAACCAGAGAAGAUUUACGCCAUGCCUGACCCGACCGUACCAGACAGCGACAUCAAGGCCUUGACUACGCUGUGCGACCUGGCCGACAGAGAGCUGGUGGUGAACAUCGGCUGGGCCAAGCACAUCCCAGGUUUCUCCACGCUGUCUCUAGCAGACCAGAUGAGUCUACUGCAGAGUGCAUGGAUGGAGAUCUUGAUCUUGCGUGUGGUCUACCGCUCGCUUUCUUUUGAAGACAAGCUGGUGUACGCUGAGGACUACAUCAUGGACGAGGACCAGUCGAAGCUGGCUGGACUGUUGGACCUGAACAACGCCAUCCUCCAGCUGGUCAAGAAGUACAAAGCCAUGAAACUGGAGAAGGAGGAAUUUGUCACUCUCAAGGCCAUCGCGUUGGCUAACUCAGACUCCAUGCAUAUUGAGGACGUGGAUGCUGUUCAGAAGCUCCAGGAUGUGCUCCACGAGGCCCUGCAGGACUAUGAGGCUUCCCAGCACCAGGAGGAUCCCCGCCGGGCAGGCAAGCUGCUCAUGACCCUGCCCCUGCUCCGCCAGACCUCCACCAAGGCCGUGCAGCACUUUUACAGUAUCAAGCAGGACGGCAAAGUCCCCAUGCACAAACUCUUCCUGGAGCUGCUGGAGGCCAAAGUGUGAGGGGCAGAGUCUCAAAACUACUUCCUGUGACCUUUCCAGCUUUUACACACACACACACUCACACACACACACACAUACAGGAAUAUGCUCCUUAACUACGCCCCUUAUGACUAAACAAGUAAGCUCCUCCUCUUUCCUUAACUGUCUAAGAUUUGAAAAAACAAAGGCUCACUUGACCUUUUGCUUUUGGGGGGUGUGAAAGCCGACAGACUGAUAUGACCCCGCCCCCUUUAAUGGGGCAUAGAAGAAGACGCUUCCUGCUGUUAUUGUGCUGAGCAACAACACUGACAGUAACACUCACAUAUGCAUUUAAUGAUGACCUAAUUCAUAUGAGGACAGAAGAAAAUGAACACCGUUCAUCUGAUGACCGAUGAGACUCUCCCCCUUCUCCUCCUAUAUCAUUUUUUUUAAGUGUUUAAGAAGAUAACUUAAAGGGAAAAAACACUAAAGAAGUAUUAAUGACAUUUGUAAUCACAUGAUCUGUACAUUGACAUUUGGAUGGACAGAGAAGAAGAAGAGAUUUGCCUGCCAAAAGAUGGAACACUUCCAUUCAGCGGAUGCCAGCAAACACGAUUAUCCCAAAUUACUGAACAAUUACUUUGCUUUUAUUUUGAAAUCCCCAGGCUGUGGAUGGGUUUUUCUCUUUCAUGAAUUAUUUCAAAGCAGCAGGGGCUGAUUUAUCCUAAGAAUCACAGUUGGAAAUGUUGUAAACACCUUGUGCUUCUUCUCAAAUGAAGCAUCCGGUUCCCCACAAUGCCCCUGCUUGUGACACUCGAAGCUGAAAAUAUCUGUAGACUUUUUUUUUCCACUGUGCGCUACCAACUCAUCUGGUUUUCCGCAAGAAACUGCGAUAACCAGGCUGUAGUGAAUGCAUCACUCAUACAAAGACACACAAACAUCACAACACGACUGUGGGGGAGAACUUCUUUAUUUACAUAUUUUAUCCAACAGGAGACUGAGGGCAGCAAUGUGGAGACUAUGGAGUAUAAUAUUGCAUUGUCCACAGCAAUAGUCCAAACUAAUAUGAGCUUAUUAUUGUCAUUGGACAAAAUGUUACAAUACCUAUACCGUAUGAAGUCCAGGGACUAGAAGUAGUACCUCAUGGUCCCUGGAUUUGUCAGUGAAAAAGCUUCUAUAGAGCCGAGUAGGUACCAUGCAGUGGACUCCACACAUUUUCCUCCUGUGUGCGUCUGCAGUAUUUUCAGCUUCUCUGCUUUAGCCUGGUGGUACAGCCCACCACCUCGUUGAACUCCUCCAAUGUGCCAACUGUCACGUGUCACCCUCAGUGCUUCCCUGCGUACUCACUUCCCUUCCCGCGAGCCCCACAAGAUCAUCUGUGUAAAAUGGCCUCAGUGCCACCGGGACGGAGGGUGCUUUGUCAAACCCGACGGAAGCUUUGCUUUAUGUUUUAUUUCAUGGGGUUCUAUCUGGUAAUAAUCCUAGCUAAGGUACCAAUAACAGGCUUGUAAAUAACGGUCAUCUUGUAUAUGACAAAUAACAGCAGCUUUUGUUUUGGACCCUCAAACCCAGAACUUACUUCUCUCUAUUAGCUUGACCACAACGCUGCUGUCAUGUAUGUACAAAAUGAGUAAUAGCAUAUUAACAAAUCAAACAAGAAUGGGAUUUGUUGAUGGGGGGUCAAGGGGGGGUCAAGGCAAGCAGCUAGUACACAGCAGCAUUUUCUCCAAAGCCAUGUAGACAACAUAUGACAUCAUAGCAGCAUGGCGGCAUAACCCCAAUGACUUAUGUUUGUGUUUUGUGUUAGCUCCGCCCCUUAGGUACCAACCCAGGUGACGAUUAUCAAAAGCCCCUUUCACACAGCCGGUUAAAGCCUGGAUUUUCACACCUUUUUUUUCCAAGUUUCUGUUCUGUAUAUAGAGAAUGGAUAUGAAUUGGGGGGGUGAGACAAUAUUUCUGCUUUAGAGCUGUAACAGAGGUGACAAUUGGCCUGUGUGAAAUGGAACUCGGCACUCAUGUCUCCCUCCUGCUGUGUUGAAAGCAGAUGUCGCUACCAGACAAAACUAAGUACAGUAUCUAAUCAUCCGAAAUGACAACAAUUAUGGCAAUAUCACACUUUGCUGUGUAAAAGGCACAGGCCAAUAGAUGCAGAUGGAUGUUCUGUUACGGCUCUGAUGCUGCUGUGUUGGAUAUCUGUGUGAAAGUGGCGACAAACUACUACAGUUCAACAGGCAUGAAUAAAGAUGACAGAUAUGUGUGCUGCGGGAAAUGAUGCAAAAACAAAACAUUAUCUUUUAUCAAUAUCACACAAAUGUGACUUUACUAUCCCACUUCCUGUUUUAAAAAUACAAUCAAGUAAGUAAAAUACAAAAGCUAGAGCAUGUUAAGGCCAAUCUAUCAUACAUUUAGUUGUAUUUUGUUCCCAAAUAUAUCCUGCAAACAGGAAGUAGGGCACAGAUCUGCAAAGAAGCAUUUUAUGUCAUGAUAGCUUUAACACUUUAAACAUCAUAUAUCAUCAUGUAAGUUAUUGAUAAAGCUGGAUAACAACGCCAAAUGUUUGUCCAACCUACUAGAAGCUGGCAGCUGAGGAUUCAAGUGUAGGCCACCUCUAUUGUCAUCAAGAAGCAUCUUUACAGGCUAUUUUCUCAGCCUUCUUUAACAUUGUAUAUUGUAAAUAGAAAAGGCAGAUUACACUUCUAACUUAAGACAUUUUAUGGGAGGGGAAAAAAAGCAAAAAAAAAAAAAAUUGUAGCUCAAACCUCGAUGUAUGUUUCAUGUUUUUUCUAUGAAGGAAAAACCUUUGCUUUUUAAUCCUCAAGUCUUCCUUCCUUUUUUUUUGAGCACUCGGAGGCGUGGCCGUGUAACUUUUCUCGUGGUGAUUCCUGUCCUUGUGCCAUGCGCUUCCCCCCUCUUCUUUAGCCAGCACCGCAUAGACUUUUAGAGGCCGUGAGGUCUGGCUGCCGGAUCAGUCGGCGGUUACGGAUUCUUCUAGAACCGCCGGCCUGGGGGGAGGGGGGUUUAAAACACAGCUCUCAUCUCUUCCCGGCUAUACAUACUUAAUGAAUUAUUUAGUAUCUAAAUGAUAAAGACAAGUAUUUAAAUGGGGGAGGGUGAUUUGUGUAACUUCCCUGUAGAAGAAACAAUAUUCUGUAUACGUAUCUUUUUAAGUUGAAAUAAGCGACAAUGGACUGAGAGGCAUUUGAGUAACUCUUAGUGGACUUUUUUGAUAUGCUCGCUGUACAUAAAGUACGUAACUACCGUCCACGCAGCUUGGCAGCAGUUCAGUCGUUUUCUUAAAAGUUGUUUUAUCAUUUCUAAAUCAUUUUUAGGAAAUUAUUUUCUCUUCAAUGCCAUAAAAGUGUAGCAUUAUGUCAAAUCUUUUAAGGCUGAGAAGCGUCCUGUACUUUAACGUAAAAUGUAUCACAAGGGCAAAAGUAACGCAGUUGUUACAGAAUUAUCACAGCUUUUCAACAUCUUUUGCAGUUUAAUGUUAAAUUGUCCAAACCUGUGGCAGAUGCUGCGAGUUUUCCCAAAUGUGCACUUGAUUUGACAAUGACAUUGAAAUUGAAUAUGGGGACAUACUUGUACAUUUAUCAUAGGCCAUUUAAGUCAAUAAGAAAUCACACUUAUGGUCCAGCAAUAUUUUUGUUGACUGUUGCACUUGUGAUAGAUGACUUUAAAUGUUAAUUAAAGUGUUGUUUUCCAUGAGGUGCAAUGGGAAAAUGAGUCGACCUGGUUGCACUUUAAGCACCGUGUUGUUUUCUUUCAUCUGUUACUAAAACCCAUUAGCUGCAAAUAUUCUAUGUAACCAUCUCUCAAGCUCAACUAUGACUAUGAAGGAUUGUCCAUCAUUUCGUUGGAUUUAAAUGUGGGCUGCAUUUAUGAGGUGAUUGAGCAAAAAACUUUUGGGGAUUAAAAAAAAAAGACCCUUUUGAACAUAGGGACGAAGCCCCCCCACCACCACCCUAACCCCCAACCCCACCCCUUGUUAUUAAAAAUAUGUUCGUAGAUUUUAGAUGUGCUUCACAUCAGAAAACAGAGGAAAAAAAAGAAAAAAAAAACAACUACCUGUAUAUUUUUGUGAUGUGUAUCAUACAAUUGUGCUCCAAUGAUAAUGUCCAUUUGUGUAAAUGUAUUUAUUUCACACUGUAUAUAUUGUUCAAUGCAAAAAGAGAGAGCUAUGAUUCUGUAAGUUAAACAACUAUUUGUUUGAAACAUUACAUGUGUUACUCCAGACUAUGCCUUUCAGGAUUAUUACAGUAGAGCAAUAUCAAUUAAAACCAGGCUUCCACUUU
Molecule: messenger RNA, 6159 nt
Organism: Doryrhamphus excisus (bluestripe pipefish)
Lineage: Eukaryota; Metazoa; Chordata; Actinopteri; Syngnathiformes; Syngnathidae
Gene: esrrga
Product: estrogen-related receptor gamma a
Biological process (GO): regulation of DNA-templated transcription
Cellular component (GO): nucleus
Molecular function (GO): sequence-specific DNA binding; steroid binding; zinc ion binding
Source: RefSeq, a predicted model, not a curated record